Penicillium longicatenatum is the source of this 1146-nucleotide messenger RNA. RefSeq names its product zinc-binding alcohol dehydrogenase family protein. NCBI's taxonomy places the organism in Eukaryota, Fungi, Ascomycota, Eurotiomycetes, Eurotiales, Aspergillaceae. Bases 1 to 1146 code for a protein of 381 amino acids. The transcript has a single exon. The record is from RefSeq and is a predicted model, not a curated record. Gene Ontology annotation, molecular function: oxidoreductase activity, acting on NAD(P)H.
AUGCCUCCUCAAAACCAGGCGGCAUGGAUUCCUGCCAAAAAGGUCAUUCCAUUCAAAGUUGGUGAUGCGCCAUAUACCCCUCCCGGUCCCGGCCAGGUCGUGGUCAAGAAUGGCGCCGUGGCUAUUAACCCUUUCGACUGGGUGUUGCAGUUCAUUGGUCCGGCGCUCGCUGGGUAUAUCAAGUACCCUUUCAUCUUUGGUACCGACGUUGCUGGCGAAGUAGUCGAGGUUGGCCCCAAUGUGGAGCGCUUCCACGUUGGCGACCGAGUCUUCGGCAGUGCUACGGCGUUAGCUAAAGAGGUCAACAGCCCGGCCGAGGGAAGUUUCCAGCUCUAUACCGUGAUGCGACAACAUAUGCUGUCACCUACCCCUUCUCACAUUACCGAUGAACAAGCCUGUGUCUUGGGGCUCGGUCUUGGGACUGCAGCGUACGGCCUAUUCCACCCAGGCUAUCUGGGCCUCGACAUGCCCCAGAUCCCCGCACCCAUAAAGGCUAUGGGCAAGGCGGGCAAACCACGCACUGUUAUCAUCACUGGUGGUGCGUCGAGCGUUGGGAGCAAUGCCGUGCAGCUCGCUGUGUCUGCCGGUUACCAAGUCUUGUCCACCUCCUCGGCCAAAAACUUUGACUACGUCAAGGGCCUCGGUGCCACCCAUGUCUUCGACUACAAUAGCAAAACGCUGGUCAAGGAUCUCCUUGGUGUGCUUAAGGGCCACGAGCUUGUGGGUGCCUACACCAUUGGCCGUGGCGCAGUCGAAGUAUGCACCGCUAUUAUGAAGAAACAUGAUCCCAAGCUCACCAGGAAGCGCAUCGCCGUGGCUGGUGCUAUUAUCCCUGCCAAGAAACUCACGUCUUUCGUCGGAAAGGGCACAUUUUUGAUGGGCAUGGUAGGCGGCAUGAUCAAGUCGACCGGGACGCGCCUUGUCACUGGAGUUGAGGCUAAAUUCAUCCUCGUCGACGGCCUGGUCGACCCCAAGAGUGUCGUUGCUCGUGUCUACAUGGACUUCCUGCCGCAUGCGCUGGAGCAGGGCCAAUUUGUCCCAGCUCCUCCACCGCAGGUUGUCGGCAAGGGACUGGACAAGAUUCAAGAGGCUUUGGAUCUCCAGAGAAAAGGGGUCUCGGGAAAGAAGCUUGUUGUGACGCUGUAG